Messenger RNA from Camellia sinensis, 2055 nucleotides. The record is from RefSeq and is a predicted model, not a curated record. NCBI's taxonomy places the organism in Eukaryota, Viridiplantae, Streptophyta, Magnoliopsida, Ericales, Theaceae.
GUAAAUAUUUUCAUCUCUCUCAAAUCUCACUUCUUUUCUCUGUCACCAUUGAUCGAUGGACAAAGCAGCAAAGUGGUUUCGGGGCCUCUUCGGCCUGAAGAAGGACCACUCGCCGUCGCAAUCGGCGGCGAAGCCUCCGAAGAGAAGAUGGAGCUUCGUCAAAUCACAUAGUGAAAGGGACCGCACACCUACAAAAAACACCACCACCGAUGACGCCGUUGAUCCGAGCAAGCACGCCAUCACGGCGGCGGAGAAGAUAACGAGCAGCGGGAGGUCCAAUGCCACUACCGCUACAUCCGCGGCUUACGUUAGCGAAUGGGCAGUGAUUACGAUACAGGCGCACUUCCGAGGCCACCUGGCAAGGAGAGCAUUGCGAGCAUUAAAAGGACUGGUGAAGCUACAGGCACUGGUUAGAGGUCACAUUGUGAGGAAGCGAACUGUGGAAUUGGCACAGAUCCUGCAGGCGAUGUAUCGAGCCCAAGCACGUGCUUGUGCUAGGCGGGCUCAAAUUUCUGAAUCCCCACAUUCAAGCAAUAAGUCCUCUCAAUUCCAAGCAAGGAGAGAAUUGCGAGCAUUAAAAGGACUGGUGAAGCUACAGGCACUGGUUAUAGGUCACAUUGUGAGGAAGCGAACUGUGGAUGUGGUACAGCGCCUGCAGGAUUGGUUACGAGCCCAGGCACGUGCUUGUGCUGGGCGGACCCAAAUUUCUGAAUCCCCACAUUCAAGCAAUAAGUCCUCUCAAUUCCAAGGCCCUGCAACUCCUGUGAAAUUUGAACGUGCCAUAUCAUCAAAGAUUGCAAAACAUGACCAGUCACCAAUGCUUCUCAAGCAGAGAAGCAGCUCAAAAUCAACUGCCCGGGUGAUCAUUCAUCAAGACAAGGCACAUAACGAUUGGAUGGAGUUGGACCACAAAAUGGAUGAAGGAUCAUGGGACCGAAAGCGGCCUCAUGGUUUGGCUUUGGAUCAAUGUAAUCAUAGCUUUAGCACUUCCAAAGAUUCAACAGCCCAUCCAACAGUUCCGAGCCCAUCUUCUUGUGAAGUUCACUCUUUAUGCCCUUUAAAGUCUAUGCAAGGCAACACCGAGGAAAGCCCUUUCUGCACAGCCAACAAUGGCCCACAAUUCUACUCGGCAUCAUCAAGGAGUGGUAGCCCUAAGAGAGGUCCAUUCACUCCUUCUAAGAGUGACGGAUCAAGAAGCAGCCUAAGUUGUCACUACCCCAAUUGCAUGGCUUGCACUGAAUCUUCAAGGGCUAAGGUGAUGUCCCUCAGUGCUCCAAAACAAAGGCCUCAAUUUGAGAGCUCUGUUUCAUCCAAAAGGUACUCAGUUCAUGGGUAUGGUGAGUCCAGAUCAAGCAGCCUAAGGGUUUCCGCCAACUUUGCAAACAAAGCUUAUCUGGGGUCUGGUCGUUUGGAGAGGCUUGGAAUGCCUGUGAGAGGCGAAGUUCACUCUUUAUGCCCUUUAAAGUCUAUGCAAGGCAACACUGAGGAAAGCCCUUUCUGCACAGCCAACAAUGGCCCACAAUUCUACUCGGCUUCAUCAAGGAGUGGUAGCCCUAAGAGAGGUCCAUUCACUCCUUCUAAGAGUGACGGAUCAAGAAGCAACCUAAGUUGUCACUACCCCAAUUGCAUGGCCUGCACUGAAUCUUCAAGGGCUAAGGUGAGGUCCCUCAGUGCUCCAAACAAAGGCCCCAAUUUGAGAGCUCUGUUUCAUCCAAAAGGUACUCAGUUCAUGGGUAUGGUGAGUCCAGAUCAAAGCUUAUCUGUGGUCUGGUCGUUUGGAGAGGCUUGGAAUGCCUGUGACAGGCGAUGCAAUCUGGCUCAAUGCUGGCCACUGGAACAGAUUCUAGAAUAGUCUUUUUUUCUUUUUCUUUUUUCCUUCCUAUUUUUAGAAUUGGUGUCCAAGCUAGUUUACGUUUACCUCAACUAAAAUGCCUUUUGAGGGUUUUGAGUCCUCUUGUUUAUCAAAUUAAUCUUCCUAACUAAUGUACUUAGCUACAGUUUUUUGUCCGUUUUGCUAGGUGAAUCUAUGUUUAUGCUUUAGGGUUAAUUUGAAUC